Messenger RNA from Mizuhopecten yessoensis (Yesso scallop), 2913 nucleotides. RefSeq lists its product as uncharacterized. The transcript is spliced from 6 exons. The record is from RefSeq and is a predicted model, not a curated record. Bases 80 to 574 code for a protein of 164 amino acids. Lineage: Eukaryota; Metazoa; Mollusca; Bivalvia; Pectinida; Pectinidae.
GAGGUUGGCACCAGACUAUGCCAAAAUUGUGAAGAAAGAGGAAUGGCUAGAACAGGAAAUACAUCCGGCAAAAUAUGGCAUGGAACUGGAACUUCUCUGUGUUGAUAAGUAUGAAGAGUUGUACAAAAUUAUCCGCGGGAAAAGGAAGGGAUUGAAGGACUUUGCAGAGUGCAUCAAAUAUUUCCCGUUCCCAGUUUCAACUUUUCCAAAAAUACUUGGUCCACUUAUGCCUGGAUUCAGGGAUCUUAUUUUCCUGGCCAUUGACUUUGGCAAAGAGGAUAUCUGCCUCCGACUGGCAGAUAUUGGCGCUGAUCUGUUCAGGAAAGAAAAGUAUACCAUUAAGAACGCCGCCGGAGAGGAAGAGCCCGUGUAUAUGACGGCAGUUGAGAGAUCUUGGGAUCAGUACAUGACUGACGUUGCCGCCUUAUUGUCACGGAAACAAGAACACCGACGUCACCAGAGGAAGUCCCUUCUGCCCAAACGUAUUCACAGCCGUUUUCAGGAAGCAAUAGCCCUAAAACCAGUGUUAUUCAGAUCACUAUUCCUAGUUCAACCCGAAUCAUCCAGAUCAUAAACGAGUAACGGAAGAAGCCUUGGUAUUGAUGACAUUUUUCUCUUGUAACAGGGAAUUGUUCUUACCUACAAUGAUAGUAUACACUUCUGAUUUUAUCCGUUAGUCUCCAUGCUAUACAAUGCUGUAUCAUGGAUCAAUUCCUUGUUCUAUCAACACUUUUGGGUUAUAUAAGAAGAAAUAGAAUAUAAUAGAAACACAAGAUGCAUAUUUUCAUAAAGAUGUACAGCAUAGGGUAAUAAUCACAGCACAUUCCUCUUUAAUGUCGUUCAAAUUAACCUUCAAUAAGACGAAAUUAAAAUCUAGAAUUUUUUGUAGUCUCAUCUUUUCCUUUUCAAGCGACGACUUCAAAAUCUGUUCAAGGACUAAUUUGUUUUCAAACUGUUAUAAUGGUGUAGUUGAAGAUACAUUUUUGAGAAAAUUAAAAAAAUAAAUCAAAAGAUUGCCAGUAAUACGGUUAGCUGAGUGUAAAAUCUGAUCCUGUUUUUCUCUGUAUGUAUUUGAUGGCUCGAUAUUUUAUGUAACCAUUAAUUAUCCAUUAUAUAUUCAACAUGUACAUUGACUAUUAACAAACUUUUAAAUCACUCUUUUCCAAGCUCUCGGGCUUAUAGCCCUUCGUCAGGGAUUAAAUGUCACCGGACCUCUAUGUCACCUUGAGUUUGUCAACACGGAUGUGACAUAGAGGUCCUGUGACAUUUAAUCCCUGACGUAGGGCUAAGCCCGAAAGCUUGGAAAAUAGUGACUUAAAGUUUGUUAAUAUAUUGUAGCGUCCCCUAUAGGAACAUAUGUUUAUAGACAGUUAGCGUACAUUGACAAGAUAGUAAGGCCCAGAACUAAACGCAGUUGUUAAACCUCCUGUGAUAUGUUCUUUUACAUUUGGUAGAAUGCAUUAUACGUUUUGCGGGAUAUUUUCAUUUACAUUCAAUUAAAUACAUUAUCAAUAUAUUAAAGUAAUAUGUUGAUUUACACUUGGUAAACUGUAUUAAUGAACUCGUCAACAUUACUGUGUAGUAGUAUUCGUGUAUUGGUGACAUGUAAUGACGUGCGCAUUUAUAUUGUUAUAUUGUUAAUCUGUCAACCUUUAAAACAAGAACCUGGUUAUGCGAUAUAGUUUGGUCAUGUGAUAUAGUUUGGUAAUGUGAUAUAGUUUGGUCAUGUGAUAUUGUUUGGUAACGUGAUGCAGUAUAGUUUGGUAACGUGAUAUAGUUUGGUCAUGUGAUAUAGUUUGGUCAUGUGAUGUAAUUUGGUAACGUGAUAUAGUUUGGUAACGUGAUAUAGUUUGUUUAUGUGAUAUAGUUUGGUCAUGUGAUAUAGUUUGGUCAUGUGAUAUAGUUUGGUUAUGUGAUAUAGUUUGGUAACGUGAUAUAGUUUGGUCAUGUGAUAUAGUUUGGUCAUGUGAUAUAGUUUGGUAACGUGAUAUAGUUUGGUAACGUGAUAUAGUUUGUUUAUGUGAUAUAGUUUGGUCAUGUGAUAUAGUUUGGUAACGUGAUGUAGUUUGGUCAUGUGAUAUAGUUUGGUAACGUGAUAUAGUUAUGUGAUAUAGUUUGGUCAUGUGAUAUAGUUUGAUAUGUAAUACAUAUAUAUGGUAAAAGUUGACAUAGGUCAAGUUGGAGACAUUUAAUUCCAUUGGUUACUUAUUAACAAGAUUGUUUUACAUUGUAUCUUCAAGUUUUUGACAAGAUUAAGGAAUGUUUCUAUUACGGAAAUACGUGAAUGUGUUUAACCUUUACAUAAGGAACAAAUCUGUCAUUGUUGUUGUUAUUUUUGUGAGCGAAUUUAAAUCCUUACGGAUGUAUCAGUUCCAGCACUUUCUCGAAACAUUUCUUAUUUUCACAGUUAACUUAUCUAAGUCCCUUCUCAAGUGACAGCAAACUCAUCACGAACAAAACUAAAAACUCCAGAUUGUUAUAUACGUAAUUGUGACAUAUUUAACAGAGAAUAUAGAUGCUUUUAAAUCUAUUGGUCUAAAUUCUAUUAUCGUUUAUCUAUAUUAUGUGAUGAAACAUUUUACAUUGCUACGGAGAAAUUACAGAAAAUUUUAAUUUAAUAGCUUUAAACGUUCAUUAACGGUGACAUCUUUAACUCAAAAUUAGAUAUACUAUUACUAUUGGCUAAAAAACAUAUGAAUUUGGUGUAUAUAUUUAAGAACGCCUUUAUUUUGAAUUACUGUAAUAUAGAGAAAAGGGUCUGCACAAUAUUUUCUUUUGUAUAUUGAAUAUUUUGUGUUUGUGACAUGGUGAUAUGUAUUGCUAGCUUUGGUGCGUGUUACAUAGUGCUAUACUGAUCGGCGUUUUGGUUAUGGUAAAAUGAACAUUACUAAAAACAAUAAAGUAUUAGCAUCA